Phragmites australis (common reed) is the source of this 2323-nucleotide messenger RNA. Its product is annotated as probable metal-nicotianamine transporter YSL5. NCBI's taxonomy places the organism in Eukaryota, Viridiplantae, Streptophyta, Magnoliopsida, Poales, Poaceae. Gene Ontology annotation, cellular component: vacuolar membrane. The record is from RefSeq and is a predicted model, not a curated record. The transcript has 7 exons. Gene Ontology annotation, molecular function: oligopeptide transmembrane transporter activity. Bases 81 to 2126 code for a protein of 681 amino acids.
UCUUCUGGAGAAGUGUUUUUUAUAAAUGUCUUUUGUUGAGCUUGAACAGUUGAAGCGCUACCCCCUACUCCUCGCCGGAGAUGCCGCCGGAGACCUCGCCGCCGACGCCACCUCCCCCUGCCCCUCACACCCUCGCCUCCCCGCUCGGCAUACCCGUCCCCGCCCCCACCUUCCCGCCCGAGCCGGCGCCCCCGUGGCGGGACCAGCUGACCCUCCGGGGCGUCGCCGUCGCGGCGGCGCUGGGUGCGCUGCUGUGCGUGGUGAUCCACCGCCUCAACCUCACCGUCGGGGUCAUCCCGGCACUCAACGUCGCCUCGGGCCUCCUCGCCUUCUUCCUCUCGACCGCGUGGCGGGCCGCCGCCGAGAGGCUAGGGUUUGGCGGCGGAUGUCCGUUCACGAGGCAGGAGAACACCGUCAUCCAAACAUGCGCCAUCGCCUGCGCCGGCCUCGCCUUUAGCGGGUGUUCAGCCUCGUACAUCUUUGCGAUGGACAGGAAGACUUAUGAGCUUGUGGGACCAGACUAUCCGGGCAAUCGAGCCAAGGAUGUUAGAGAUCCUUCACUUGGUUGGAUGAUCAGUUUCCUGUUCCUCAUUGCUCUCCUCGGGCCAUUUAGCGUUGUCGUGCUGCGGAAGGUAAUGGUGAUUGAUUACAAGCUUGCAUUCCCUGGUGCGACAGCUACAGCUCUGAUGAUUAAUAGCUUGCAUGGAAAAACAGAAGGUGAUCAUGCAGGGAAAAAAGUACAUUGUCUUGUAAAGUACAUGAGCAUUAGUUUUGGCUGGAGCUUCUUUAAGUGGUUCUUUAGUGGUGUUGGUGACUCUUGUGGUUUUGGCAAUUUCCCCACAUUUGGGCUUGAUGCCUUUAAGAAUACGUUUUAUUUCAACUUCAGUCCUAGUUAUGUUGGGUUUGGUCUUAUUUCCCCCCAUAUUGUGAACUGCUCGGUUUUCCUUGGGUCAGUCAUAUCUUGGGGUUUUCUUUGGCCAUUUAUCAGCGCACAAGCUGGACACUGGUACCCAGAUAACCUUAGUAACAGUGACUUCAGGGGCCUGUAUGGGUACAAGGUCUUCAUAGCCAUUUCUAUCAUACUUGGAGAUGGCCUCUACAAUUUAGUUAAGAUAUUUGUCAUCAUUGCUAGGGAAUUCUGCAAUGUGCAAUCAAAACAACAUGAUCUGCCUGUUCGAGCUCUGGAAGAUGAUGAAAGCUCUGAACAAUUAGCAAAUGAGAAAUUACAAACUGAGGUAUUCCUCAAAGAUAGCAUAUCUCCUUGGUUUGCUGCUUCUGGUUACAUUGUACUCGCAGCAAUAUCCACCACCUCUGUGCCCAUCAUAUUUCCCCAACUCAAGUGGUACCUUGUCCUCUUCUGCUACUUCCUUGCUCCUGCCAUUGCCUUCUGCAACUCCUACGGGAUGGGUCUCACGAACCUGAACCUCGCUCCCACCUAUGGCAAGAUCGCCCUCUUUGCAUUUGCCUCACUCGUUGGCAGUGAUGGUGGCGUCAUUGCCGGCCUUGCAGCAUGUGGCAUCAUCAUGUCAAUCGCCUGCUCCACAGCUGAUCUCAUGCAGGACUUCAAGAGUGGGUACCUGACCCUCUCCUCGCCGCGGUCGAUGUUUGUCGCCCAGCUGAUCGGCAUCGCGCUUGGGUGCAUCAUAGCCCCACUCACACUGUGGCUCUUCUGGACGGCCUUUGACAUCGGCGACCCUGAUGGCGAGUACAAGGCCCCCUUCGCCAUCAUGUUCAGGGAGAUGGCCAUUCUCGGGAUCGAAGGCUUCUCUGCGCUGCCAUCGCACUGCCUCGAGAUCUGCUGUGCUGCCUUCAUCCUCGCACUGGCCAUCUGCCUCCUCAAGGACAUGACACCGGCAAAUGUGUCUAGGUUCAUCCCCAUACCGAUGGCAAUGGCCGUGCCAUUCUACGUCGGCGCCUAUUUUGGCGUGGACAUGUUCAUAGGCACGGUGAUCUUGUUCGCCUGGCAGAAUAUGAACCGGGAGGAGGCUGAUGGUUAUGCAGUGGCAGUGGCGUCCGGGUUGAUCUGUGGAGAUGGGGUCUGGAGCAUCCCUUCUGCUGUUCUGUCCAUCCUGGGAGUGGAGCCACCCAUCUGCAUGUCCUUCAGGCCCUCCUCUGCUUCCAGGUGAGAUGGACCGAAGUUUGAUUCUCUAGGCCAUGUGUAUUGUGUUUGUACCAUUGGUGAGAUCCUGUAAAUACAUACAAAGUAGGCAUUUGCUGUACAUCCUUCUUGUGGGUACAUUCAUGAUUGUACAGAUUUUAGGGCACUAGAUCCAUUGUUCCUCAUGAAUUGUAUGAAACGAGAUACACCCAUUGCCUUUACUCC